Molecule: messenger RNA, 615 nt
Organism: Candidozyma auris
Lineage: Eukaryota; Fungi; Ascomycota; Pichiomycetes; Serinales; Metschnikowiaceae
Gene: DFR1
Product: dihydrofolate reductase
Exons: 1
Coding region: 1-615 (204 amino acids)
Biological process (GO): tetrahydrofolate biosynthetic process; folic acid metabolic process; glycine biosynthetic process
Cellular component (GO): mitochondrion
Molecular function (GO): NADP binding; dihydrofolate reductase activity
Source: RefSeq, a predicted model, not a curated record
AUGUCGACUCGACCAAAAAUCUCCCUUAUUGUUGCUGCUCUCCAGCCCUCUAUGGGAAUUGGAGCCAAAGGCUCACUUCCGUGGCGUCUCAAAAACGAAAUGAAGUAUUUCAAGGACGUCACCUCCAAAGCUAAAGAUGGACAUAUAAACGCGGUAGUAAUGGGCAGAAAGACGUGGGAGCUGAUUCCAGAGCGGUUCAGACCGCUUGCAGGGAGAUUGAAUGUUAUUCUAUCGAGAAAGAACGACGAUUUGAUAGAUUCCAAUGGCGUGUACCACUUUAGUUCAUUUGACAGUGUAAUGAAGCAUUUCGAAAAAGACUCUUUCCGUUUUAAAGACAUGCCUCUUGAUAAGAUUUUCAUAAUAGGGGGCUCUCAAAUCUAUAACCUGUUGAUUUUGGACUCGAGAGUAGACAACUUGCUUGUUACACAGGUGCAUUUCGUGGGUGAGGACGCUGACAAGCCCCAGAUGGACACUUUCUUGGACUGGGACCUUUCCAAGUGGAAGCGUCUGGAGCAUGACAAGCUCGAGCAAUAUGUCGGUCUUGACGUUCCGAGGGGAUUGAACGAAGAAGGAAGCUACAACUAUGAGUACACCAUGUGGGAAAAAGCUCAAUAA